Ascochyta rabiei is the source of this 1323-nucleotide messenger RNA. RefSeq names its product pre-rRNA processing. The record is from RefSeq and is a predicted model, not a curated record. Bases 1 to 1323 code for a protein of 440 amino acids. Lineage: Eukaryota; Fungi; Ascomycota; Dothideomycetes; Pleosporales; Didymellaceae. Gene Ontology annotation, biological process: actin cortical patch assembly; actin cortical patch localization; endocytosis. Gene Ontology annotation, molecular function: Arp2/3 complex binding. The transcript has 6 exons. Gene Ontology annotation, cellular component: actin cortical patch.
AUGGCAUUUGAGGUGUCGUACAACCUUGAGAAUGAGCAACAGUUCUGGGAUGAGCUCGAUGACAUAGUCUCGACACGAUGCCAGGAGGAAGAGAGUAUAGACAACUCUCUGCGCGCCUUUCUUAAUGUCACGACUAGCUACAAAUCCGAGUAUCUCGACACCGACUACAGCGUCGCAAAAUGUAUCUUCCGCGUACUAGAGGGCGAGCUGUUCAUGACACACAAGGAGUACGUGCGUCGGCAGAUGAUAUACUGCCUUUUGCAGGAAGAAGACAACCCUACGAUCUACAUCGUUGCCGCUCUCCUACUAUACGACGGCCGAAACAGUGGCGACGACGUCAUCUUCGAGAUGAUGCACACUGAGGGCAGUUUUCCAAGAUUAGUGGAGUUAGUACAACUGGAGAGCGUGCAAGAGGACACAAGAUUACACCAAAUGCUCUUGGAACUUCUGUAUGAAUCAUCGCGAGUACAAAGACUCACUUGGGAAGACUUUGCGGCGGUAAACGACAACUUCAUACUGUAUCUCUUAGGUAUCAUCGAGGGCGCCUCUGAUGAUGCCGAAGAUCCGUAUCAUUACCCAGUCAUUCGAGUUCUGCUGGUCAUGAACGAGCAAUAUUUGGUAGCUUCUACCAAUCAUCACAAAGACGGCCGUCCUCCAAUAACGAAUCGGUUAAUCAAAGCACUGUCCAGUCAUGGCAUGACAUACAAAACCUUUGGGUGUAAUCUGAUACUUCUCCUAAACCGAGAGUCGGAAACCUCUCUUCAACUUUUAAUUCUUAAGGUCUUGUACCUUCUCUUUGGCAAUCCUGCAACUGCUGAGUAUUUCUACACAAACGACCUGCACGUUUUAAUCGACGUCAUCCUCCGGAACCUAAUCGACCUUCCACACGACUCGCCCGCUGCCAAUGCUCUGCGACACACGUACCUUCGGGUCCUCUACCCUAUAUUGACGAACAGUCAAAUCAGCAAGCCGCCUCACUACAAGCGUGACGACAUUCUCAGGCUUCUCCACCUUCUCGUAACGAGCGGUAAUCACUUCGCGCCUGUAGAUGACACCACGCAACGGCUUGUCACACGGUGUACCAGCGUGCCAUGGUUGCAACCGAACACCCUGAGGAACGAACCUGGAUCCCGUAGUAAUGAUAGUACGACAUCGCCCAUCGACCAUAUCUCAAACGGUCAAAAGGAGCUGGCACGGCGGGCAUUGGGCAUGAGUGUGCAGGACGGGGGCGAAAGCUCAACAAGCGUUCUCGAGAUUGCAUCUCACACAGAAAAACCUGGAGUUCAAACGCCAAGUAUUACGCAUCCUGAACAGGCAUCCUAG